UGAUUGGUUGACGUAAAUCACAUGUAAUACUUCCGCCAUAUUGUCGAGACAGAGAAGUUGAGCACUUCGUUUUAUCAGUGAACUGAUCGUGGAGCUGAGGGCGAUCUGAUCCUCCAUGGACGAGAGACGAUCGUCUGGCAGGGCAAAACGUCAAAAGCCCAUAGAUGAAGGAUCAUGGGAUUGCAGUGUGUGCACAUUUCAGAACCCCGCAGAAGCGUACAAGUGUGAAAUGUGUGAUGUCAGGAAAGGGACAUCCACAAGGAAACCCAGGCUGAGUGCUCAGAUUGCAGCGCAGCAAGUAGCACAACAGUACGUGCCUCCUCCUCCCCCUCCCCCUCCUCCCAAAAAGGAGCGGAACCACUAUAAAUCGGAGGAAUUCGUUAACGAUUCCUCCUCCAACGACAGCUGUGAUGUAAAAACUCUUAGCAAUACAAACUCUCAAAGUGUGGAAACUCACGCCAACAAUACCAGUAAUAAUUUCAUUAUCAAAAAAGAGAAGAAUAACUCUCAUUCCACGAAGAAGUCGGCAAGGUCGACCCCCAAAAUUGACAGAAGCAGUGCGGAGACUAUAUCUGUUACUGUUGGAAGCGUUACUGUGGCAAUUACAGACUACAAACCGAAAUUCGAGAAAAAAACGUCAUCAUCUUCAGCUGAUAUACUUCAGAAUGUGACGUCAGACAACAGUAACUGUUCCAUGCUUAGCGGCAUAAAUCGGCAUACCGAGGACUUUGUUGGAACCGGGAGCAAUCAUUGACGCAGAAUUUCACCAGUGUUCAUACCAAAUAAUGAUUUAUUCAAGAUAUACCCAAAGCCAACACAUGCGCACAUAUCAUACAAAGGCACCGGGUGUGAAGGUGCUAGAUUAGUUUUGUGUGUGUGUGUGUGUGUGUGAGGGUGUGUGUGUGUGUGUUUCAUCUUAAAUGUUGCAUUAAGGAGUCCGUCGCCUUCGUUUGCCAGCAUUGACGUAUUCCUGUCAAGAAUUAUAUUAUCUCAGCGUUUUUGUGAAUGGGUGACAAGAUAUACCUUUGAAUAUUCUUUAUCAAUUAAAAUCUAUGAUAAUGUUGUGGUGAGAACUUUUUUUUAUUGGUUUAUCUGUAUGUCAUGAUUAUGCUUGUGUUUGAACCAAAAGUGUAUAUUUAAGGAUGGGUUAUUUAUUUCUUUGCUAUUUGUACAGAGCAUGAAUUAAUAAUUUCGCAGCAUCUUACUGCCAAAUGUUCAUUUUUACCCCUCUUUGGAUUAAAAAAGUGUUCCUAGAUUUGCAAGUAAAACGAUUGGCCUGAUUAACCUUUUUAAAAUCAAAAGAAUGAUAUUGUGAUCUUUGAAAAAAGUAGCAUAAUACAUAAACACUUUUAUAAGCAAGUUUCAUCUUUUGUUUAAGGAAAAAUAUUUAAGAAGGAGAAUUCGCCUGUUGAAAGUGAAAUUAAUCAAAGGCACGACAAUUGAUGUCAUUAAGCAUUUAGUAGUUCUAAGAAAAAUUUUAUUUGAGCAAUGUAUCUGAAUGCUUUAAAUAUGCACUUUAUUUAUGAAGGAUGAAACUGAGAAUAUAUAUAUAUAGAGAGAGAGAGCAUGUACUUGACGCAUUUUGAAAUAUUUUAUGGAACUCUUGGUUGUCUUGUCACUAGUUGAUUAAUAAUGCAUCCUUUUACUUGCUUUAUUGAAUGAGAGAGUGAAAUGUUGACAAAAUGUUUAAAAGUAUGAAAAGUUGACUUGUCUGGUAUCUGCAGAGUCUGCCAUACUCAGUUUUGUUCUUGAAGAAUAUAUGCAUAUAAUGAAUGAA
Molecule: messenger RNA, 1777 nt
Organism: Saccostrea echinata
Lineage: Eukaryota; Metazoa; Mollusca; Bivalvia; Ostreida; Ostreidae
Product: RING1 and YY1-binding protein-like
Exons: 4
Coding region: 116-754 (212 amino acids)
Biological process (GO): positive regulation of DNA-templated transcription
Cellular component (GO): nucleus
Molecular function (GO): DNA binding; transcription coregulator activity
Source: RefSeq, a predicted model, not a curated record